This is a messenger RNA of Plasmodium inui San Antonio 1, 4293 nucleotides long. RefSeq lists its product as hypothetical. NCBI's taxonomy places the organism in Eukaryota, Apicomplexa, Aconoidasida, Haemosporida, Plasmodiidae. Bases 1 to 4293 code for a protein of 1430 amino acids. The transcript has a single exon. The record is from RefSeq and is a predicted model, not a curated record.
AUGGGGAAAUCCAGAAAACUAAAGAACCUAGUCAAUAACGUGAAGUUUUUCGUCAAAAAAUGUAGAGAGAAAAACAAUAAACUGAUCUCCCUGAGUAGUCUGGACGAAAAAGACGAAACGGUCAACUUGGGAAUAUUCACAGAUGAAAAGACAAGCGGUAGUAAAAGCUUCAAGGAAAAUUCUGAUGAAAAUAUUUCCAAAGUGUCAAGCGAAUCCAAUUGUGAUAUAACACACGCAGAUUUCGCCACUGCGUAUGGCAGCCAAUUGAGAAGAGCACAGACACAGGGGAAUAUGCAUUCCUUGUCUGAUUAUUUCGACAGAAGAAUUGGUAAGAAAAUCGUUAAAUUGGGGAAUGAUGGAGGGAAGAGAAAGGUGAUAGGGGGAAGCAUGGACAGGGGCGUGUCAUUAAAUGAUGAAGAAGAAGUGAGAACGGAAAAGAGUGACACUAGAAACGUAGAAAUUAAGAAGAAAAAACAGUGCAAGGACAGAAGAAUGGAGGAAAUGAGAAAUGAAAUCAUGGAAUGCGACUUGCACCUCCUCAGCAUAUACAAAAAGUUGGAAAAGGGGUUGAAAAGUGGGCGACCGGUCAGGAGAAGUGGGACAAAAAAGGGCGGCGGUAAGAGUAGCGGCAUAGUGAACGGGAAAGCCCAUACGAUGAAGACGUACAACUCGGAGGGUAUGAGCAUAAAGAAGGAGCUUUCCCUGCGGAGGGGCACGACCCACGGGAAGGGGAAAACGAGGAAAGGUGGUAGGGGAAAGGGGGAUGAAGCAAAAGACAGAGGUGGUAGCGGAGGGGGUAAACGAAAGGGGGAAUCCCCAAAGGAAGAUCCAAACAUAGGAGUGAAAAUGAAAGCAAACGAAGAACGCAUCAAAAUUAGGUAUAGCUUCUCAGGAGAUAUACCCCGAUUCGAUUCCAAAAGUUCUUUCCUAACACGGGAGGAAACUUUUUCCAAAUAUCAUCAGAUAAGUUCUUCCAAAAACACAUUUGAAAAUUUUCAUUUCUUUCAAGAAGGACUAGCCAAUAGGUUGAACAAGAAACAGAACACGUCCUCCUUUGACAUUGGCUGUAUGUACUUGAAUCCUGCUAUAAGCACAAAGAGCUCCAGAGAUUUGGGGCCAAACAGGCUGAAGGAAGAAGGUGUUACUACAACGACUUCUACAACUGCUAUGGCUUCCAUGGGUCCUACUUCCACGGGUCCGACUACCACAGCUGCUGCUACCUUCCUGAGUAGCUCCAGAAGCUUCCGUCGUUUUAAGUUUUUAAGUGACAACAAGAAGAACAUCGAAUAUUAUAAGCAGAUGAUAGAGAGAUUAGAAGGGACGGUGGAGAAGUCCAAGAAGAAGAGCAACAAGAGCAGCAACAAGGGCAGCAACAAGGGCAGUAGCACCCGUGGCAGCGCUGCCACGACCAAUGGCAUCAGCUCUGUAGACAGCAUCAUUAAAAUUAUAAACUGUCUCCUUCAUGAUUAUGUUCCCAAGCUGAUUGACAGAUAUGAGUAUUACCUGAACACGCUAGAUGAUAGGAACAAAUUACUCAAGCAGAAAAUUAGAGAGUCGCUAGACUUCGGGGAUCUCCAAUACGAAGAAAUCAGAGAGUUAAAAUCUGAGGUGAUGCGAAAAAAUCAGGAAAAGAAAAAACUAAAUGACACUAUAGAGAUGUUGAAGGAUAAAUUGUCGUACGUUAACGAGCUUGAGUUAAAAAAUGCAGAGUAUCUAGACGAAAUUAUGCUCAUGAGAAAUAGGGUUACCUAUUUGGAGAGACUGAUUGAAGAAAAUGAUCAGUCCAAGGAGUCACAUGAACUAAGGAAGAUGAGACAUAACUUGAGAAGGCUAUACAACAGAAUGAAGACUGAGAUGAGACACAUGAAGAAGUUAAAAUCGAGAUCUUUUAAGCGGCACCAGAGGGGGAAAUUUUCCAUUAAGAGGUGGAUUCGUUUGGAGGAGAAGAUGAGCGAGCUGCAGGCGCGGACGUUUAGCCUUGACCAACAAGGGGCUGCCAGUACUUCGGAGCGUAAUCAAUCACCCGAGAGCCAGAAAAAAGAACCAAAGCAGUACGCAGACAAAAGCGUAGACACGAGUGAUAUGCAGGACGUGGCCAAACCAGUUGAUGUCGUAAGCAGCGGUGCCGAAUGUGUGCAAAUGGAAGAGGCAGGAAAGGUUAAGAAGAGAAAAGUCCGAACCAAGGACAAAAAAAUCAACACCAUUGUAAGCAACCGCACGUUUCUGGAGCUACUGAGGAGGGAGGAGAGGAUGGCGGCGGCGGGGAGAGACGGCACCGUUGGGAGAAACGACACACUUGGGAGAGGUAAUAUAAUGAACCGAAGUGGGCGAAGUAACCGAAUCAGUUGGAGUAGCCUACCCUUUGGAAGCGAGAGGUGCACCCCCAUCCCCAAGGAGAGCUACCCCUACUACCACUACUUCUACAGCAAUAUGCUGGCCACGUCGGAGGGAAGACCUGUUGUCAGUAGAAACCCCAUCUGGCCUCCAACCCAAGUGGAAAAAGAACCUAAUGGUAUUGUCCCCCCCAGGGGGAUUAUAUCGGACGAAAAUUAUUUAUCCUUGUGCAGUCAGCUUAAGGAGUGUAUCUACAAGACCUAUUUCGAGGAGUGCGGCUCGGAUCCGUGGGAUGGAGGAGGGCAGUCUUUGGAGAGAACACCCCAACGGUGCGACGCUUCGCCUGACAGGGGGAAGCAAAACGGGGAAAAUAGGGGCACACAGAUUGGACAAAAUGGGGGCACACAGAUUGGACAAAAUAGGGAUACGCAAAAUGGACAAAAUAGGGAUACGCAAAAUGGACAAAAUAGGGAUACGCAAAAUGAACCUCCUCUGUGUCGCAGCCAAAUGGGGGGAUCCCCCGAAUGGAAGAGCCCUUUCUGGAAGGGGACCCCCCCAAGCGAUGACGCGUCCACCUACUCCAUUAGCAGAGGGAAGAAAAAAUGUUACAAUUUACCAUUCGAUUGUUGCAGAAAUUUUAAUAGAAUGUUGACUGGCGAAAUGAACUGUUCGCCUCUCCUCUGGGGGUGUAACGAGGCAGCCUAUCGCCAAGACAGCAGCGUGUCGAGCAGGAAGCGAACUCCUCGAAAGAGGUCAACCGCAUCGAGCGACUCCUCCUGGGAGAGAAAAGACAAACUUAAGAUGACACGUGUAGUUAGGAAGAAUCACCCAUUUUUACCUAAGGAUACGAUUCGAUCUAAAUGCAAGCAUAGGUAUUAUUAUCACCGGGUUGGUGGGGGAGCGAAUGGGGAGGGCCUAGAAGGGGAAACGGAUCAAAUGCUUAGUUGCAUUAGAGGCAAUGACCACCACAUAGAGGAGCAGCAGAAUGAACACACCUGUUUGGAAGUGCCCGAGGGAGACGAUACAUACGAGUUUCACAGUACAGACAAACGAAACAAAGGUGUUGACUUUGGGGGGAAGAUCCUCAUGGACGGUGAACCUUAUGGAAGUAUAUACGAUAAAGAGCGAGUGGAUAAUUUUAAGAAAUUUCUAGCCAUUUAUAAUGCACAUUUUGAGGGAGAUAAGAAGGGUAGCUUCAUUGGCUUUUCUAAAAAAGAAGAGAGUGUCCCAACAUAUGAGACGACUAUGUGGGACGAAGCUGUGCAGGUAGAAGUGAGGGGGAAGGAAGAAGAGGACAUAUACAAAGCGAUCGACACGAUGGCGGUUAACAGGGUUUCGGGUAGACAGCGGGGCGGUGCUUCCAUUGACUGCAUUAUUGGCGGAACGAACAAGAGGCAUAGCAGCGCCUACCACAGGGACUACCAAAUUAACCGCCAAUACAACUCCUGUCGUGUUAAUCCGCUUUACAGCUCACGCCAUUCAAAUGAGGUACACAAUGUGAGCAGCAAUUUAGCGAUAGGCACAGGGAGUAGUAGAGGAGGGCACGGGAGCAAUCACUGCGACACAAGUUGGGGUGCGCUUCACGUAAAAACGGGGAACACCCCCUUUGCAGCGAACAGUAGCAACUGGCCUGGAGCACUCACUGUCAUCAACAGGGACACGAAUGGAAGUGGCCCCUCCCAUUGGUCAAAUCCGCUUAUUCACAGAGGACUGGCACACUUGACUCCUAUUCUUCCCCCUCGCCACUUCCCCCCAAAUGGAGUUCCAUCUAGAGCGAAUGAAACAAUUAGGUAUCACAAUUCACUUAAUCAGUUUCUCGAUAUAAACACGAAGGAUUUUGAAGCCAUCAAUAGGUACCUACACGGUCAUGUGGUGUACAAAAAGGCAGGGACAGAGGCAGGGAAACAGGCAGACAUAGAGGCAGACACACAGAUAGACACACGGGGGGAGGGGUGGUAG